Messenger RNA from Zonotrichia albicollis (white-throated sparrow), 534 nucleotides. NCBI's taxonomy places the organism in Eukaryota, Metazoa, Chordata, Aves, Passeriformes, Passerellidae. The record is from RefSeq and is a predicted model, not a curated record.
GGAGGCCGACAGAGUCAUCCUCACCACGUGCCAGGAGCGGGGAGCCCACCUGGACACCUUCCACGCCAUCUCCCAGAAACUGGGCAACAAAACUGCCAGUGAGGUGUCGCACAGGUUCCGGGAGCUGAUGAGGCUCUUCCACACCUCCUGCCACGGCAGCUCCGAGGAUGAGGAGGACGCCACCAGCACCAGCAACACCGACCAGCUGUCAGACAAAGACCUCCUGCUCUCUGAGGAGGAACCUGAUGACUGAGCCUGUACCAAACCAAAGGCAGGAAGUAGAAUGAAAAAAAUUCUUUAGAACUCACUCCCCCCUGGGGAGUUUCAGCAGUGGAAUAACAGAACUUGUGGACACUGAUCUGGCCUUGGGGCCUCUGCCCAGGACCUGUAAAUAUUGUACCCUGAAAUGUCACUUUUCACGUGACUUUUUCUAAGUUCUCCCCUCUUGUGCUGAUUGUAUGUGAGAUAGUUACAGUCUGAAUUUUCUAUUUAUUGUGUGGGUUUAUUUGAACAGGCAGAGCAAAUCCAAUUUGC